This is a messenger RNA of Symbiodinium sp. CCMP2456, 687 nucleotides long. The record is from the annotation of a GenBank genome assembly. NCBI's taxonomy places the organism in Eukaryota, Dinophyceae, Suessiales, Symbiodiniaceae.
GCGACGCUGGAGGGUACUUUGCUGGGCUUCAUGGUGGUAGAAGGUCUGGCCAGGAAUUUCCGCGUGCAGCAGCGCGACCAGGUCAAGUUCACCAAGGAACAAGCGCAGCUCAAGAUCCUCGUGCAGAGCGUGGAGAUGUGGCUGAGCAGUGCGAAGGUCAUGGACAGGAGAUCCGAGAUCCCUCUGAACGACUGGCUUCAGCGCCAGGCACAGAAUGUGGUGAAAGUGCCGCUGCGCUAUGCAGUGAACAGUACACCGCUGGUGUCGGAGGCCAAAGCUGAGGCCGCGGGCUGCAUUGAGAGACUCGAACAGAUGCUCUCGAUCUUCUACGAUCUGCAGCGAACGCCGGAUGGCAUUUGUGCCAGCACCAGGAGAUUUCUGCAAGUUCCCGCAGUUGGCAAUCUGAACCAGCUGAGGGCGGAGCUGCUGUUGCGGUUUUCGGCGCAGCACUACUGGGUGCGCACCGCCAGCGGCCGGCGACUCGACGCCGUCUUCAUCGCGGCGAAGGGCGCCGAGGGUGCUGCCGGGGAGGAGGAAACCCCGACCUCCGCCGGCAAGGAGGAUGUGCCAUUGAAGGAUCUGUCUAACGACAAACGUGGGCCGGUCGUUGUGUGGUGCAACCCGAAUGCGGCAUACUACGAAACGAUGGCGUAUGAGUCCCACUGGCUGGACUUCUACCUGUCCCAG